Molecule: messenger RNA, 798 nt
Organism: Eruca vesicaria subsp. sativa (arugula)
Lineage: Eukaryota; Viridiplantae; Streptophyta; Magnoliopsida; Brassicales; Brassicaceae
Source: the annotation of a GenBank genome assembly
AUGGAGAACCUUCUGGAAAGGUUCGAAGAUAUGGUGAUGACUUCAUUAGUUGAAGUGAAUGUGAAAUUGGAGACAAUGGAAAAGCGGCUUGAUUGUAUUGAGAAGAAGCAACGUUUUUUAAAACAGAAGGUUAUGAAGAUGAAAGCAAUGGAGAAGCGUCUUGAUUCCAUUGAGAAAGGCCAAGGUGUCAAGAAAAACAAGGACAUUGGUUUUGAUAACCAAGACAUGGGUUUUGACAACCAAGGAAUGGAUUUUUACUGCGAUUUUAACAGAAAAGGUGUUGAGGAAGAUAAAGAAGAUGUGGAGGAAAAUAAAGAAGAAGAAGAAGAAGAGGAUCAGACAUAUGAUGCAGAAAUGGUUGAUGAGAAAAAGAUGAAACCGAGGCAGAUGAAAACAAGGAGACUGAGGAGGAGAUCAGUGAGACUCAGGCUGAGGAAGAGAUUAGUGAGACUCGGGUUGAGGAACAGAUCAAGCUAUGAUGGAACUCCUCAUCCUCCUGUUGUGGAUCAGACGGAUGAAACUCCUCCUGCUCAUGUUCUUGUUCAGACGGAUGGAACGGCUGGAACUCAUUCUCCUGUUGUGGAUCAGACAUAUGGAACUCCUCCGGCUGGAAAUCCUCAUUCUCCUGUUACACCACUACGUGGUAGGACAAAGGCAAUGGCCAAGAGGACAGGAGGACUAGGUACACCAAUUGGUAAAAGGGUACGUGUACCAUCACAGUGCCUUUCCUCUCCUUUCAUGGAAAUGAAUAUCGAUGAGAUCGAAGGGCCAAAGAAGAAGCCUAAAACCAAGGCUUAG